This is a messenger RNA of Candoia aspera, 882 nucleotides long. RefSeq names its product C1q and TNF related 5 (gene C1QTNF5). Bases 9 to 746 code for a protein of 245 amino acids. The record is from RefSeq and is a predicted model, not a curated record. NCBI's taxonomy places the organism in Eukaryota, Metazoa, Chordata, Lepidosauria, Squamata, Candoiidae. Gene Ontology annotation, molecular function: protein binding. Gene Ontology annotation, cellular component: plasma membrane; cell projection. The transcript has 2 exons.
UCAAGAAAAUGGAGCAGAUGCUCUUCCUCUUUCUUUUCUUCCUCGCCCUGGCCAAGGAGGCUGCCCCAUUGGAGGAUAACAAGAUCCCCAGCCUGUGCGCGGGUCAGCCUGGACUGCCCGGGACCCCUGGAACUCAUGGCCACCAAGGAUUGCCUGGCCGGGACGGUCGCGAUGGACGCGAUGGAGCUGCAGGCCUGCCGGGAGAAAAGGGCGAAGUCGGCCAGCCGGGACUGACGGGCCCCCGAGGGGAGCAAGGCAGCCCUGGCUUCAACGGGCUCCCGGGGGAGAAGGGGGCGCAAGGGGAGUGCGCGGUGGCACCCCGCUCGGCCUUCAGCGCCAAGCGCUCCGAGUCCCGCAGUCCGCCGCUGCCUGACCAGCCCAUCGUCUUUGACAUCGUCCUGAUCAACGAGCAGGGCCAUUACGAUGGCAACACGGGCAAGUUCCUCUGCCAGGUCCCCGGGCUCUACUACUUUGCCGUCCAUGCCACUGUCUACCGGAUGAGCCUCCAGUUCGACAUCAUGAAGAAUGGCGAGUCGGUCGCCUCCUUCUUCCAGUUCUACGGCAACUGGCCGAAGCCAACGUCCCUGUCCGGAGGCAGCCUGGUGCGGCUGGAGCCCGAGGACGAAGUCUGGGUGCAGGUGGCGGUGGGCGAGUACACCGGCUUCUACUCCAGCGUGAAAACAGACAGCACCUUCACAGGGUUCCUCGUCUACUCCUACUGGCAAAACUCCCCUGUCUUUGCCUGAGAGGGACUCCUGCCAGGGCCUCCUGAAGCCCCACACUGUGGCCCUGGCUUUCAGCUGCGGCCAUGCCUUCCUGCCUGACCCAAGGGGUGCAAUGCUCCUUUAGCUGACCUUGUGGGGAUUGGGAGGUCCCCUGGUG